UUUUUUUUUUGUUGCUGUAGACCAAUCUUGAGGCCAGUGCCUUUAAUAGAUUGAAUAUUUAUUGAAUGUGGAAAAGAAAUGUUACUUUCUCUCUUUUAUCCAUUUUCUGUAGUACGAAAGUAAAUUUGCCUUUGCAAGCGUUAUUCAUAUUUUAAUAUAAAUGCAAUUAUAUUUCUUUAAAUACAGUUAUCAUCUGACAGAAGGUUUGACAAAAAUAGUGUUAUCAUAUUUUAAACUUAUUUUGAUAAAAGGGGUAUAAAGUAAUUUACAAACGGAUAAACAUUUUGUACUAAGUUGAGGUUCUAUUUGUAAUCAUGUCGGGAAAAGCAAGUGAAGCAAACGCUCUGGAAGCAAAACGUACAGGUCAACGAUUGUCCGUUGUGGCAUCCAUUCUUGUCACAGAACUAUGUGAACGUUUGGCGUAUUAUAGUGUUGUGGCAAACAUGGUAUUAUAUUGUACUGCAAAGUUGGAUUACAAUAGUGACCAAGCUUCAAUUAUAACUCUCGUCUUCUCUGGGACAGUCUGUCUGAUCCCAGUUAUUGGCGGCUAUGUGUCUGAUACUUUCGCUGGAAAGUUUAAAACUAUUCUCGGCUCUUGUAUCAUCUAUGUUACAGGUCUGGUCCUGCUUUUCUGCUCGGCUGUUAACUAUGUAAGCUGGUUUGGGAGCGAAGUCGCUACUGGCGUACGCAGACGUUUAUUUUUCUCUGGUCUUGUACUUGUUGCAUUAGGAACAGGAGGGAUAAAGGCCAAUGUGGGACCGUUUGGAGCACAACAGGUUGCUGAACUUGGAGCAGACGCCGUGCAGUCUUUCUUCAACUGGUUUUACUGGGUUAUCAACUUGGGAGCUUUGAUUGCGUAUUCCGGGACAGCCUAUGUUCAACAAGAGAUUGAUUUCGACUACGGCUUCCUUAUACCCCUCGCCAGUAUGGUUAUAGCCCUUGUAUUGUUUAUUGCUGCCAGAACUAAGUACAUACAGACACCUCCAGGAGGAAGCAUACUUCAAACAUCAUGUGGUGUGUUAUGCCAGAGUAUUAAUGGUUGCAAAGACCCUUCCUGGAAUCGCGCACAAGUGGAAAAUGGUGGACGCUACAGUUUGAAAAUGGUCGCAGGAGUCAAAUCUAUUUUGCGCGUCAUGCCAGUCUUCCUACUUCUCAUUAUAUACUGGGCAGUCUAUUCGCAGACGAGUACUUCUUUGUAUCUACAAAGCGAAAGAAUGGACCUGGCGGUCGGAGACGCAAAAAUGCCAGCAGCUGUACUAAACAUUUUCAAUACGAUAACUAUUUCGAUUCUUGUACCUUUAAUGGACCGGCUAGUUUAUCCUGUAAUGGCAAGAUAUGGUAAAAACCCAACACAUUUACAGAGAAUAGGAGUAGGAAUAAUACUAGCAGGUUUAUCAAUGGUGUAUGCUGGUGUGCUAGAAAUAGUUCGCAAGAAAAACAUAGCAAACCACGGCUACAUAAGCCAGACUCUUGCUGGCGACGAAUUCCAAGCAUCACAUUUGUCCAUGUUCGCCCAGAUUCCCGAAUUUGCCUUUAUUGGCUCUAGUGAAGUGUUUGCGAGUAUUUCAGGUCUGGAGUUUGCAUAUACACAAGCACCGCAGAUUAUGCAGGGACUUAUUAUGGGUUUGUUUCUGAUGACUUCCGGCAUAGGAAGUUAUCUUGCGUCAGCAAUUGUUGCCAUAGUAGGAUUAUGGAGAAAAGACGAUGCAUCCGACUGGUUCCCAAAGGAACCCAACCAUGGCCAUCUAGAGUACAUGCUGUUCAUGCUAGCAGUCCUAACUGGAAUAAGCUUCUUUGUUUUCGUGUUUGUUGCUAAACAGUAUGAAUAUAAGAUGCCCGAAGUGGAUACUGAGACAGAUAUCCAUAUCUACCAAGAAGCGGAUAUUGAGGCAGAUACCCAGACCUAUCAAGAAGCGGGUAUUAAGACAGAUAGCCAUACCUAUCAAGAACUGGAUAUUGUAACAGAUACCCAUGCCGAUAAAGAAGCGGGUAUUAAGACAGAUACCGUUACCAAUCAAAAGGUGGAUAUUGAGACAGAUACAGAAACCUAUCAAGAAGCGGAUAUUGAGACAGAUAAUCAAACCUAUCAAGAACUGGAUAUUGCGACAGAUAUCCAUACCUAUCAGAAUUCAGACGUUUAGUCACACGGAAUGAACAAUCUGCAUAUAGCACAACAUUCCCUGCUUAUCAAAACAGUGCAUAUCAAUUAGACAUAGAAAUCGUGCAACCUGGAUUUUCAGAAACGGCAAGUCUGUGAUAAGAGACUGAAAAUAUACCUGAAGCUUGUUACACCGAGCACUGUACGUAAAUCUAUACAUGACGUAUGACCUACAAUCUGAAACUUGCAAUUUUAAAACACGUACAACUAAUGUCUACAUUACCUCAUUAUAUAUUACUACUCCCAUAACUUUAAGUGAUGUAACUAUGCAGUAGAGGAAAAUAACAAUAUAGGUUUAAGACACACAAAAAGCACAUGAAACUAUGUAGGUUAUCGUGAAGUUUGACAAGACAAUCGAUUUGUUAUAAAUGCUGUACAGUUUGAUGCAAACUCGCAAUUACUUUGUAUUUCAAUUUUUCUCAAAUUACUAGUAUAAAAAUGCUUCAAUUCUGGGUAUCUGAAUAAUACAUUGGUUAACAACGUUAAAAUACAUACCUACAUUUAAAUAACUGCGUUAAGAGAACACAACUUCUAAUAAAAUAAUAAAAACAUA
This is a messenger RNA of Mercenaria mercenaria, 2711 nucleotides long. Its product is annotated as solute carrier family 15 member 4-like. NCBI's taxonomy places the organism in Eukaryota, Metazoa, Mollusca, Bivalvia, Venerida, Veneridae. The transcript is spliced from 10 exons. Gene Ontology annotation, cellular component: membrane. Bases 315 to 2141 code for a protein of 608 amino acids. Gene Ontology annotation, biological process: transmembrane transport; oligopeptide transport. Gene Ontology annotation, molecular function: transmembrane transporter activity. The record is from RefSeq and is a predicted model, not a curated record.